UCCCGAAGAAUCUUCACUCACACAUUCCAAUCCGGCCAUUGAACUUUCUUCAGCUAACUCCCAACUCUCUGAUUCCCUCUGUUUACUGUGUGCGAGAGAGGGAGAGACAGUUUGCAUUGAAGUCUGUGAAGUGUUAACGUUCUUUUCAACUGUAAUUCGUUGAGAUCGGGACUCGAGAGUUUGCAUCUCUUUCCUUGUUUCUCUCUGUUUUCUGUGGGAGUUCGAGACACUCAAGAAUACGUUUGCAGUCGAAGCUCUGUGAAGAUGCUAGAGAAGAUGGAAGAAUUUGACUCGGAGAGAGUGGUAGAGGAAUUCGAAGCAAUAACGAAGGACGCUGGAAAGGUUCAGAGAGAGGCCCUGAAGAAGAUUCUUGAACAGAAUGCAUCGGCAGAGUACUUACAGAAUCUUGGUCUCAAUGGAAGAACUGAUCCUGAGGGCUUCAAGGCAUGUGUUCCCCUUGUUACCCACGAGGAACUGGAACCAUACAUUCUGAGAAUUGUAGACGGUGAUCCUUCUCCAAUUCUCACUGGAAAACCAAUCACAACCAUCUCAUUAAGUUCGGGAACUACUCAGGGAAAGCAAAAGUUCAUACCCUUCAACGAGGAGUUGAUGGAAUCCACCAUGCAGAUAUAUCGGACAUCUUUUGCUUUUCGAAACAGAGAGUUUCCUAUUGGGAAUGGAAAGGCCUUGCAGUUGAUUUACAGCAGCAAGCAGUUCAAAACCAAAGGGGGUCUGGCAGCUGGAACUGCUACCACUAAUGUCUUCCGUAACUCUAAGUUCAAGAGGACAAUGAAGGCGAUGCAGUCCCAAUCCUGCAGCCCUGAUGAAGUAAUCUUUGGUCCCGAUUUCCAUCAGUCUCUGUACUGCCAUCUCUUAUGUGGGUUAAUCUUUCGGGAUGAAGUUCAGUUUGUAACCUCUACUUUUGCCCAUAGCAUCAUCCAUGCAUUCAUAACCUUUGAACAAGUUUGGGAAGAACUGUGCACUGAUAUCAGGUAUGGGGUCCUCAGCAGCAAAAUCACUUUCCCGCCUAUCCGUACAGCUAUGUCAAAAUUGCUCAAACCAAACCCUGAAUUGGCAGAUUUGAUUCAUAGAAAGUGCACAGGCCUGAGUAACUGGUAUCGACUAAUACCAGAACUUUUUCCAAAUGCAAAGUACAUCUACGGGAUCCUGACAGGAUCAAUGGAGCCUUAUUUGAAAAAGCUGAGGCACUAUGCAGGGGAGCUGCCCCUGUUGAGUGCUGAUUAUGGGUCUUCUGAAGGAUGGAUUGGAGCAAAUGUCAAUCCACAUCUGCCACCCGAGCUGGCCACUUUUGCCGUUCUUCCUAAUAUUGGGUUUUUUGAAUUCAUCCCUCUGAGGGACAACAUUGAGAAUCAGGAUCACAAUGGGAUGGAGUCCAGUUUCCUGUGUGUGGAGCCUGAGCCUGUGGGUUUAACUGAAGUCAAGAUCGGUGAAGAGUAUGAGAUCGUCCUCACCAAUUUUGCAGGUCUCUACCGCUAUAGGCUUGGAGAUGCAGUAAAGGUGGUGGGAUUCCAUAACUCCACCCCAGAACUUAAAUUUGUUUGCAGGAGGAACCUUCUGCUAUCCAUAAACAUCGACAAGAACACCGAGAAAGAUUUACAGCUUGCCGUGGAGGCGGCUGCCAUGCUAUUAGGAGAAGAAAAGCUGGAUGUUGUUGACUACUCUAGCCAUGUGGACUCAUCCACAGAUCCUGGCCACUACGUGAUCUUUUGGGAAAUAAAUGGGGAAGCAAGUGAGGAUGUUCUUAAGGAAUGCUGCAACUGCUUGGACAGGUCUUUUAUUGAUGCAGGCUAUGUCAGCUCGCGUAAGGUCAAGACCAUAGGAGCACUCGAACUCCGAGUUCUCCGGAGAGGAACUUUCCAGAAGAUUCUAGAUCAUUAUCUAAAAUUAGGAGCUGCUGUUAGCCAGUUUAAAACACCAAGAUGUGUAGGCCCGACAAACAAUCUGGUGCUGCAAAUCUUGCGUGCUAAUGUUGUUAAGAGCUACUUUAGUACUGCUUUCUAGUUGCAUUAUAAUUUAAAUAUGUUUGCAUUUGCAA
Molecule: messenger RNA, 2056 nt
Organism: Carya illinoinensis
Lineage: Eukaryota; Viridiplantae; Streptophyta; Magnoliopsida; Fagales; Juglandaceae
Product: jasmonoyl--L-amino acid synthetase JAR4-like
Exons: 5
Coding region: 265-2022 (585 amino acids)
Cellular component (GO): cytoplasm
Molecular function (GO): acid-amino acid ligase activity
Source: RefSeq, a predicted model, not a curated record